AUGGGUAGCCAAGGCGACGCUGCGCUACAGUUCCAUCAGUUCUGCUUCAGAAACGACCAGCAUGUAGCAGAGAUCGCACAGCCUAGAGACGUCAUUGGAGCGAUGGUGGAGAGGAGUGAAGGAAAGAGUGAGAAAGGCGAGAGCAUCCGUCAAGCACCUUCCCACUCGCACAGCUUCAGGACGCUUAGAGUAGCGCAGCUACUUGAGAUCUAUGAGGAAGUAGCGGCCGUGAGGAUCAAGCACCCAGUCAGUCACGAUCUUCUAUACUGCUAUCUUCAGAUGCUUCUAGAGAAAAGUCACCAAGGCCAGAGUUUGAGGAUAGAAGGACUUAUUAGUGAACAUAAUCUUAACGAAUUUGUCCUUGGCCCCAGUGAGGGUGGUGGCGAUGUUGAGCGAAAGCGGGUGUCCGUUGGCGAGGAUCUGCUCCAGCUCGUAGAAGAAGUCGAGGGGAUAGCAGAGGGGAGAGCUUGUGCGUUCGUACUUGACGAUGGGCUCUAUGACCUUCUCCCACUUGCGGAACUUGCCCAUGGAGGAGUUCGACUUCAAUCUCUAUAUAAUGAUGAAAUUCAGGAGAAACAAACCUUUUUCUCCAAAUUCAGAGAGGAAAAGGACACCUUCGGACCUAUCCAAGUCCCCGCUGAUCGGCUCUGGGCAGCACAGACCCAACGCUCACUCCAAAACUUCGACAUCGCUCGUGAUACCGAUCGCAUGCCAACCCCUAUCGUGAGAGCCUUCGGUAUUCUCAAGAAGAGUGCAGCCAUCGUGAACCUGCGCUACGGACUGGAUCCUAAGAUCGGUUGUUUUUGGUAUGCAGCUGACGCUAUUGUGAAAGCGUCGGAUGAGGUUAUUCAGGGCAAGCUGGACGACCACUUCCCACUUGUUGUUUGGCAGACAGGCUCAGGAACUCAGUCCAACAUGAAUGCUAAUGAAGUCAUCGCCAACAGAGCCAUCCAGAUUAUGGGAGGCAAGAUCGGUGGAAAGGGCGUCCAUCCUAACGAUCACGUCAACCGCAGUCAGUCAAGCAAUGACAGCUUCCCCACCGUAAUGCACGUCGCCACUGUCCUGGAAACCCACCGUGUCCUCCUCCCUGGCCUGAGAGCCCUCCACUCAGAGCUCGAGAAGAAAUCCAGGGAUUUCGCUAAAAUCAUCAAAAUCGGUCGCACCCACACCCAGGACGCCACCCCCCUCACUCUCGGCCAGGAGUUCUCUGGCUAUGCCCACCAGGUCAAGAUGGGAAUCAAGAGAAUCUAGAGCAAGCUGGAGCAAAUUUCAGAAUUGGCCCAAGGAGGAACCGCAGUGGGAACCGGCCUCAACGCCUACAUCGGCUUCGCUGAAGCGAUUGCUGAGCAAAUUAGCAAGGAAACCGGAUACCAGUUCGUCACUGCUCCCAACAAGUUCGAAUCUCUCGCCACCAAGGACGCACUUGUUGACUUCCACGGUUCCCUAAACACUAUUGCUGUCAGUCUCUUCAAGAUUGCCAACGAUAUCCGUUUCUUGGGAAGCGGACCAAGGUCAGGCUUGGGUGAAUUGAACCUGCCGGAGAACGAGCCAGGAUCAAGCAUCAUGCCAGGAAAAGUGAACCCAACUCAGUGCGAAGCUCUCACCAUGCUCUGCGCUCAGGUGAUGGGCAACCAGACUGCCAUUACCAUCGGUGGCAUGAGUGGCCAUUUCGAGCUCAACGUCUUCAAGCCUCUUAUCGCUCACAACGUCCUCCACUCCAUCAGACUCCUGGGCGACGGCGCGCAGAGCUUCGUCAAGAACUGCCUUUCUGGCAUUUAGCCAAACACCAAGCGCAUCAACGAGCUGAUGAGCAACUCCCUGAUGUUGGUCACUGCUCUCAAUCCCUACAUCGGCUACGACAAGGCCGCCUCUAUCGCCAAAAACGCUCACAAGAAGGGACUCACCCUCAAGCAGUCCGCUCUCGAAUCCGGUUACCUCACUGAAGCUCAGUACGACCAGUGGGUGAAGCCUGAAGCCAUGAUCGGUCCCGAGGAAUACAAGGAGCACAAAAAGUGA
Messenger RNA from Nymphaea colorata (pocket water lily), 2016 nucleotides. RefSeq names its product fumarate hydratase 1, mitochondrial-like. The record is from RefSeq and is a predicted model, not a curated record. Gene Ontology annotation, biological process: malate metabolic process; tricarboxylic acid cycle; fumarate metabolic process. Gene Ontology annotation, molecular function: fumarate hydratase activity. Gene Ontology annotation, cellular component: tricarboxylic acid cycle heteromeric enzyme complex; mitochondrion. Lineage: Eukaryota; Viridiplantae; Streptophyta; Magnoliopsida; Nymphaeales; Nymphaeaceae.